AUAAAUCAACAUUAUUAUUAUUAUUAAUUUGUGCAAUAAUAUAUUUUAAUUUUGGCUAUUCUAUUUCUAAUGGGGUUUUUAGAUUGUUUUUUUCUUCUUCUGAAAUUCUAUUUUAAUCAUUUGACUUGAUUUUUUUAAAAAAAAAUUGUUAGGCUGCAACUGUAGCAGCAUUUGCAAGAAUGAAAGUUGAAGAUUCAAGAAAAAUCCUUCCACCUGAAGUGUACCCUUCCUGGGUUGUUUUUUCACACAGGCAAAAACUAAAUUGGCUUAAUCACGUCCUAGAAAAACUAUGGCCAUAUGUUGAUCAGUGUAGGCUGCAUCAGAAGUAAUUAGGAACUCUGUUGAACCAAUUCUUGAGCAGUAUCGGCCAUCUAUCUUAGCUGCUAUGAAAUUUUCAAAAUUAACCUUAGGUACAGUUGCUCCACAGUUCACAGGUGUUACCAUUUUGGAAAGUGACCCUAAAGAAAUUGUUAUGGAGAUGGAGAUGCAAUGGGAUGGGAAUCCCAACAUUGUGCUUGACAUAAAGACUUUAGUUGGUGUUGCACUACCCAUACAAGUAAAAAACAUUGGAUUCACUGGUCUUUUUAGGAUAAUGUUCAAACCACUUGCUGAUGAUUUCCCUUGUUUUGGAGCUAUUUGUUUCUCCUUAAGGGAAAAGAGAAAUUUGGAUUUUACUUUGAAAGUCGUUGGUGGUGAUGUUGCAUCGCUUCCUGGAGUAUCUGAUGCCAUUGAGAGUACAAUACGGGAUGCCAUUGAAGACUCUAUCACUUGGCCCGUCCGUAUAAUCAUACCCAUAAUACCCGGAGAUUAUAGUGAUUUGGAGUUGAAGCCAGUUGGGAUGUUAGAAGUGAAGCUCAUCCAAGCAAAAGAUUUAACAAACAAAGAUAUCAUCGGAAAAUCCGAUCCAUUCGCGGAGGUGUUCAUUCGCCCAAUACGCGCUAAAAUGAAGAACAGCAAAGUCAUUAACAAUUCAUUGAAUCCAAUAUGGAAUGAGCAUUUUGAGUUUGAAGUUGAAGAUGUAUCAACUCAACACUUGACGGUAAAGGUUUACGAUGACGAAGGGGUUCAAUCCUCUGAGCUUAUUGGUUGUGCUCAAUUCGCACUGAAAGACCUUGAGCCUGGGAAAGUGAAAGUUGUUUGGUUGAAACUGGUGAAGGAUUUGGAAUUGCAAAGGGACACGAAGAACCGAGGCCAGGUUCACUUGGAGCUGCUAUAUUGUCCAUAUGGAACAGAGAGCAUAUUCAUGAACGCUUUCAACGCGGAUUUCAGGCUAACUUCUUUGGAGAAAGCCCUUCGGCCGGGUCCCGACCGGACAGAACAACAACAGCAACAACAACAACAACACACACAGACGAAAAAAAGUGACAUUUUCUUCAGAGGAGUGUUGACCGUGACGGUAAUAUCCGCGGAAGAGCUACCGGUCACCGAUUUGUCUGGAAAAUCCGACCCGUUUGUUGUCAUCACUAUGAAGAAAUCGGAGCAUAAGAGCAAAACUAGAGUUUUGAACAACACGUUGAAUCCGGUUUGGAACCAAACAUUUGACAUAAUCGUGGAAGAUGGAUUGCGGGAUUUGCUUAUAUUGGAAGUUUGGGAUCAUGACACCUUUGGAAAGGAUAAAAUUGGGCGAUGUAUAAUGACACUCACGAGGGUCAUAAUGGAAGGAGAAUAUACAGAUAGUUUCGAAGUGGAUGGGACCGAAACUGGGAAACUAAACCUACAUCUCAAAUGGACGCCACAACCAAUACUUCGUGACCUAUGAUUCAUCAUGACAUAUAUAAAUUUUCAUUCGAUUGAGGUAAGUUCUUAGGUGAACCAGAAGAUCAUCUAAACAUCUUAACAACUUCAUGAGCAUUUUUUUUAGUUGUAGCUCGAUCUGAGGGCGUCGAAGAUUUGCAAUUGUCCAGGGCGCCCAAAAAUUUGGGGUCCUAAGGGAAUGCAUGUGCAAUUCGUUAUCGAUUAUAGUUAUUUUGUUGAUGAAUAUGUGAGACAUAGAGAAUAUAUAUUCAAUAUUUGUUGGUCAUGCAAUCUAAUUGUAAAGAAAUGGUAUAUGUUUUU
Molecule: messenger RNA, 2055 nt
Organism: Cuscuta campestris
Lineage: Eukaryota; Viridiplantae; Streptophyta; Magnoliopsida; Solanales; Convolvulaceae
Source: the annotation of a GenBank genome assembly